AUCAAUAACAAGAUCUUACUAUCGCAAUUCUGUGGGUGGCUUACUAGUCUUUGACAUCACAAAUCGACGGUCUUUUGAACAUGUGAAAGACUGGCUAGAAGAAGCAAAAAUGCACGUGCAGCCCUUCCAGAUUGUGUUCCUGUUAGUAGGACAUAAAUGUGACUUAGUGUCACAGCGUGAGGUUACAAGAGAAGAAGCUGAAAAGCUGUCAUCUGACUGUGGUAUGAAAUAUAUAGAAACCUCAGCAAAAGAUGCCACGAAUGUUGAAGAGUCCUUUACAAUUCUUACACGAGACAUCUAUGAACUCGUAAAAAAAGGAGAAAUCUCAAUACAAGAUGGAUGGGAAGGUGUCAAGAGCGGCUUUGUUCCAAAUGUUGUACAUUCGUCAGAAGAAGCUGUAAAGCCCAGAAGACAGUGCAUCUGCUGA
This is a messenger RNA of Tauraco erythrolophus (red-crested turaco), 427 nucleotides long. NCBI's taxonomy places the organism in Eukaryota, Metazoa, Chordata, Aves, Musophagiformes, Musophagidae. The record is from RefSeq and is a predicted model, not a curated record.